Rhodofomes roseus is the source of this 1474-nucleotide messenger RNA. Its product is annotated as glycoprotease family-domain-containing protein. The record is from RefSeq and is a predicted model, not a curated record. Gene Ontology annotation, cellular component: mitochondrion. The coding region runs from base 48 to 1262 and encodes 404 amino acids. Gene Ontology annotation, biological process: mitochondrial tRNA threonylcarbamoyladenosine modification. The transcript is spliced from 6 exons. NCBI's taxonomy places the organism in Eukaryota, Fungi, Basidiomycota, Agaricomycetes, Polyporales, Fomitopsidaceae.
CGAGUCUCACUUCCACUCUUCUCUAAGAAUCUCUUGCCUUUGCCCGGAUGUUCGGGAUCAAAUCUGGAGCAGCCAGGGCCGUCAAGAAUGCUGUUAAGUCGAUACCGACUUACCCUCAAAGACCGCAGAAGGUGUUCACUGUACUGGGUGUGGAAACCUCUGCGGACGACAGCUGUGCGGCAGUCGUCACUUCGGACCGCCGAAUUCUUUCAAACGUAGUCAUUCGGCAGGAUGAAUAUCAUGCGCCAACCGGAGGCAUACACACGCUGGUGGCCAUAGAGGCACAUCAGCGGAACCUGCCAGGUGCAGUGCAGAAGGCGUUAGACGACGCGGGCAUGUCUGUCCAAGACGUGGACGGCAUUGCCUACACCCGCGGACCCGGUAUGACAGGCUGUCUGGCCGUAGGGUCCAAUGCAGUGAAGUCACUGGCUGCCUCCCUCAAGAAGCCAUUGGUCGGUGUGAAUCAUAUGCAAGCCCACGCCCUGACACCGUUCCUGACCGAGCCCGCUGACAUGCUCCCGACGUUUCCCUUCCUCAGCCUGCUCGUCACCGGUGGGCACACGCUUCUGCUUCUUGUGGAGUCUCCACGGGACUUUAAGAUCCUCGCAACAACAACAGACGAGGCUAUAGGACGCGCCAUCGACAAGGUCGCCCGAUUACUCAAGCUGCCGUGGGGCGAGCGUGGGUUAGGCGCGUCGCUCGAGGAAUACGUCAAGAAAGGGCCACCUGAGGGAUUCGACAUAGAGAAAGGCUACGAGAUCCCACUUUACUCGACCCCCAUGCACCGCCGCCUGGAGUUCUCCUUCGCGGGUGUCCACUCGGCUACGGAAAUGUUCUUGCGUGAGCGCGAAGGAAAUAUCGAUGAGUGCACCAGAUACGCUACAGCGUACGCGUUCCAAAAGGCGACUGUGCGUCAGCUCGAGGACAAGCUCAAGUUGGCUUUGCGGGCGUGCAAACAGAACCGCGUACCCAUCAGGCAUCUGGUCGUCAGUGGUGGUGUUGCCUGCAACAUGUACCUGCGGCAAAGGUUGUCCGAGUUUUUGGAGGAGCAGGAUGAGUACUAUCCGAUCGAGCUGAUCUAUCCUCCGGUCGAGAUGUGCACUGAUAAUGCUGCCAUGAUUGCCUGGGCAUCAAUAGAUCGUUUCCUCACGGGAGACACUGACCCUUACAGUACCGACCUGGUUCCACAAUGGAGCGUGGAGGACUUUUUCUUCUAUCCGGAAAGCAGUGUGUCCCCUGCUAACCCCAAACCGAUCUCCUAGUACCAUCUCACUGUACAAAUUGGGUCUCUGGGCGUGUAAUGCAUUUUUACUCAUGGGCCAGAGGACGUACUCGUUGUGCAUGCUCGUUGGCGGUGGGGUCCACACACCGUUGUGAUGAACCAGGCCAUACAUACGUUCACUCUCCGCCAAGUGCACUGUGCUGGAUGUUGCAAAGGAAUCAUCAUCCUAGUAGACGGUAGCGUCUCAAGACU